AUGAAUGUUUUAUAUUCUAAAGAGAAGAGAGGGAAUGUGAAAAAAUUGCCUCGAAAAACCCAAGAAUCCUUCUCCUCAUUUACGCAAUCUUCAUCAAACCAAGACAGUCUCGCAUCAGGGGAUGGUGACUGCGCUCGAUGCUGUAGACUUUGUGGUGGUGACACCAUGCUGAAGUACUUCAGGGACUCUUACGUUUGGGAAGGAGUCGAAGAAAGAUAUGAUCAAUUAUUGUACGACUGUUUUGGAGUCAAGGUCACAUCUUCAGAUUGUAUGAUAUGCGAUUGGUGCGUCCGGGCAUUAAGGGGCACGGAAAAGUUCCGGGCAUUGGUCCACGCAGCAUUCGACCCAACAGCCAGUGCCAGUGACAUGGCAAUAGACACUGAUGCGUCGUCAACGUUAAUAACAAUCAGAACCAACAGCUGUCAAACAACAAACAUCGGCUCGGAACAACGUUCAAGGCUAGAGAAACAAGAACAGCAGAUGAUUAGUAAAAAAGUUGACACGCAAAGAAAACGUACUCUGAAAAAAAUGGUUGGCCGUCAAGACAUCAUAAACAAGAGGACUAUCGUCAAUUGCGAAAUUUGCAAUCAAAAGUACCCCAUGAUGGUUCCCAAUGGCGUGUGUAAAGCGUUCACCUGCUCUCGUUGUAAUAAAAACAGAGAUUCCAAGAAUGCGGUGUGCAAGAAGUGUAAUAUUGUAAUGCCAAAAAAUAUGUUUAAAGAUCACAUGGAGAUGCACGUAAAGGCUGAUGUUAGGGCAACUUCCAGACUAAUGCAACACAAAAAGCUUUUACAUUCGUCUCGCACAAAAAUAGUCAUGGUGCCCAAACCAAGGAAUCAGUGCACAAAAGACUCAAAGAAAUAUUAUACAGUCGGCAGACAAGCGGAACAUGUUAAAGAUAUGAAAGAAGUAUUUGACGAUAAUGAGAAAUACACUUCUAACUAUGAUGAAGAUUUAAAUUCUAAACAACACGAAGAAAGCCAGAUGUACCCAGCAUCGCAUCACUGCAGGGAGCAUCACUACAUUUUGGAAAACGAAAUUAAAUAA
This is a messenger RNA of Arctia plantaginis, 1047 nucleotides long. The record is from the annotation of a GenBank genome assembly. Lineage: Eukaryota; Metazoa; Arthropoda; Insecta; Lepidoptera; Erebidae.